Vitis riparia (riverbank grape) is the source of this 4053-nucleotide messenger RNA. Its product is annotated as snRNA-activating protein complex subunit 4. The record is from RefSeq and is a predicted model, not a curated record. NCBI's taxonomy places the organism in Eukaryota, Viridiplantae, Streptophyta, Magnoliopsida, Vitales, Vitaceae.
AGAAAAAAAAAACUGCAGUUUCUGUCUAAACCCUCUCUCUGCUAAACCCUAGAUUGAUUCAUCUCAGUUCUCAUGGCUUCUCAGAGUGGAGAAAGUGAUGACGACAAUGAUUCCGCCCUCGAUGAAGAUUUGGAAGCCCUAAGAAGGGCUUGUAUUCUAACCGGCUCAAACCUUAAUCAUCGCGCCACUUCCUCCGGCGUCGCUGCCACCUCCGGCGCCGCCUCCGAUGCCGACUCUGAAGGUAUUGACGAUCUCGAGUUGGUUCGAAACAUUCAGAAGCGGUUCUCAAUUCCGUCCGAGGAUGUGCCAGCCCCUCUCUCAUUGAAGCCGCUCAGCUUUCUGCCUCCUGCGGUCUCGGACGAGGACGAGGACGACUUCGAGAUCCUCCGUGCAAUCCAGAAACGGUUCUCAGCGUACCAUGAGGAUACUCCGAAAAGUGGUGUGGAUAACAAUCUACAGAAAAAAGAAAAGGUCCUUGAUUCUGGCAAGCAGCAGGUGGAUUCUGAAGAUGCUAGUAACUCCACUCUGAAUUUGGAAUCCUUUGGUAGUAAGGUUCCUGAGAACCAUAGCUCUAGACUAGGUGCUAGCAAUUUUCCCCCUUUGCUGUCCAAGCAAACUAGCUUUCCAAAGUUGGGGCACAUGUUUGUUGAUGCUCUUAAGAAGAACAGAUCUUGUCAGAGAUUUCUCCGAAGCAAGCUGAUUGAGCUUGAAGCCAGGCUUGAGGAGAACAAGAAGUUGAAGGAACGUGUUAAAAUCCUUAAGGAUUUUCAAGUUUCUUGUAGAAGAAGAAUGGGACGGGCUUUGUCCCAGAAGAAGGAUGCACGUGUCCAAUUAAUUUCUCUUCCGAAGUUAAAGGCUUCUAAGAACUCCAAGGUCAAUGAUAAAAAAGUCUCAGCUAUUUACUAUGGCCCUGCAGAGAAUGCACAUGUUGCUAACUAUAGGAUGGCAUUAACAGAAUUUCCACUCUCAUUCACUCGGGCAAAGUGGUCAAAGUUAGAAAUGCAAAAUCUUGUGAAGGGAAUAAAACAGCAGUUUCAAGAAAUGCUGCUUCAGAAAUCAGUGGAUAUGUUCAGUGGCUCUGAAAGAUCUUUUGAAGAUCCAAAUGAUUUUGAUAACAUUAUGGGAUCGAUCACUGAUCUUGAAAUCCCCCCAGAAAACAUUCGAUUAUUUUUGCCUAAAGUGAAUUGGGAGCAGUUAGCAUCUAUGUAUGUCAGUCGAUCUGCUGCAGAAUGUGAAGCAAGGUGGUUGAACUGUGAAGACCCCUUAAUCAAUCACGAUCCAUGGAAUGUUACGGAGGAUAAGAAACUCUUAUUUAUUUUGCAGCAAAGGGGGCUCAAUAGCUGGAUUGAUAUUGCAGUAUCACUAAGGACAAACAGGACACCAUUUCAGUGCUUGGCACGUUAUCAACGGAGUCUUAAUGCUUGCAUACUGAAAAGGGAAUGGACUGUUGAUGAGGAUGCUCAACUUCGUACUGCUGUAGAAGAUUUUGGCGAGGGUAAUUGGCAGCUUAUAGCUUCUGUUUUGCAAGGACGGGCAGGCACCCAAUGCUCUAACAGAUGGAAAAAGACUCUUCACCCAGCCAGGCAUAGGGUGGGAAGAUGGACAGCGGAUGAAGACAAGCGCUUGAAGGUAGCCGUGAUGCUCUUUGGGCCUAAGACAUGGACAAAAAUAGCUGAAUUUGUGCCCGGUCGAACUCAAGUGCAAUGUAGAGAAAGAUGGGUAAACAGUUUAGAUCCUUCCUUGAACUGGGGCCAAUGGACUGGAGAGGAGGAUGCAAAGUUGAAAGCAGCAAUAAUGGAACAUGGUUAUUGUUGGUCUAAGGUUGCUGCAUGCAUUCCUCCACGUACAGAUAGUCAAUGCCGGAGGAGAUGGAAGGUGCUUUUUCCUCAUGAAGUGCCUUUACUUCAAGCAGCCAGAAAGAUACAAAAGGUUGCUCUGAUAUCAAACUUUGUUGAUCGGGAGUCAGAACGACCUGCUCUUGGUCCUAAAGACUUUCUUCCAAUGCCAGAAAUGGAUUCUGUUUCUGAGCCCCAAAAGGAUUCACAAAAAAGGAAGAGAAAAUCAAAAGUGCAGCCAGAAACUGAGGGGGAAAACAAUGCUGCUUCUCGGAAUGUUCCAAAAAAGAAAAGAUCCCAGAAGCCUCGAAAAGGAGCUGAAACCAGUUCCAAGGAAGUCCCAGGAAAUAGCAAUGCCAAUGAAGUUGACAAAGUUGGCGGGGAUGAUGCGAAUUCAAAGAAGAGGAAAAGGGUUAGGAAGCCACAAUCGAGGAAGGCUAAAUGCACUGAACCAAUACAGGAUCGUCCAUCAUCUGAUUUGGAUUCAGCAAUGUUAGUGAUAACUAAUGGUGAAGAGGUUGGGGAAUUUGCAAUGCAAGGUUGUCCAUCAUCUGAUAUUGGUUCAGCGAUGUUGAUGAUAACUAAUGGUGAAGAGGUUGGGGAAUUUGGUGGGCAUGAUAUUACUGACAAGGGAGACUCUCUUGUAUCACAUUCAAAAAGGGUAAGUACUGUAUCCCCUGAAAGUUUGGACCCCCGGAUAAUUGAUGUUGAUGGUAUUGAGACCAUUGGUGCAAAUGAUACUACCUCACGUAGGGAGAAAAGCACUCCCAAGAGGCAUCCUAAAAUGAACAAAUGUGCUGAACAAUCAGGGGAACACCAGGACUCUACCUUGAAUGUGAAUGGUGCAAUGUCAAAAAAGAUGAGAAGGGCUCCUAAGCGGCCUCUUAAAAGAAAAAUGUGUGCUGAUCAAUCAGAGGAACACCAGGCUUCAUCAUCUCAUGUAGAUUCGACAUUUGAUGGGAAUAAUGCUACCUCAAAUAUGAAGAAAAGAACUCCUAAGCUGCAUCCCAGAAGGAGAAUAUAUAUUGAACAAUCAGAAGAACACCAGGCUUCAUCCGCUUGUCUGGAAUCAAUAACCAGUGGUCAAGCAGUUGGUACAUCUGGUGGGGGCAUUCUUAUUGAGGAAAGGGCUCCAAAACCACAAAUGCAAAUAUGUGUGGAACCAACAGAGAAUGGGCCUGAUACUUCCUUACAUGGAGAUUCAAGAGCAACUGUCUGCCAGCAAGAUAGGCCCAAAAGGUCAAGGUCAAGGUCAAAAAAUAAACCUAAUUCUGAGCAGAGUUCUGGAGCAAUAGAUGUGGAUCCCAUUAGUUCCAUUUUACAUGAUGACACGGAUGACAUGACGCUUGCUUGCUUUAUAAACCGUAGGCUGCCUAAGAGAAGGCUCAAACCCGCCAAAAAUGAUGAUCAAGGAUUCAAAGUUGCUUCCCCUCCAGUGUGAAAGGCAUCUAAGAUGCUUCCAAAACCAGUAGGACAACUUCAUGAUGGAAAUCAAGGACUUCCCCUUCAUGCAAGAUUCCAAAAUGUUUGAAAACUUAUUGUCUCCUGAUAUGCCAACCAUCACAGCAAGUAAUGGUGAGCCAAGUGGAGUGGAUGUGGUUAAUAUUGGGUCUAUUGCCCUCCAUGAAUCAGUGGAGGAAACAGGUGAAAAAAACUAUAGGGUAUUCAUGAAGUGAAAAUUGUUAGAUACUAACUGAUCCUGGCCUUGGGCUUAACUUAGACCUAAAGGAAGGGGUGGAGAAUCAAGGAAGAUCUCUUGAACAAUUUGAGAUGGUCGUCUCGCCUGGGGUUAUUCAGCAGCCUGCAUGUUGGGAAUGUGGACGCAGAUAUCAAACCCACCCAACAACAAUAAACGGAGAGGAAGAGACACAUGUUCCCAUGUCAAUAGAUACAAAAUUUGGAAGCUGGUGUAAGGCCUACCGAGGUACCAGUUUUCAACCUUAGAGAUGAGUACCAUCUUUAUAUUUGAUUUCUUCACACAGAGAGAUGCGCGUAUGCGUUUUUGGUCGCAUCUAGUGAGUUUUAAGGAUUUAUAAUUAUACCUGUAUAGCUGCAUAUACAACAGGGCAUUCUUUUUAUAAUAUGCACAGCUGCAUAUGGAAACAUGGCUUUCUUCUAACUGGAUUCUUUUGUCGAUUGUUUGUUUGGUGUUCUCGACCUUGAGAUUGAGAUAUCCGAAAUUUUGAGAAAUGGGAAUUUGAGUUGAAGUUCCCAGGUA